Aureobasidium subglaciale EXF-2481 is the source of this 537-nucleotide messenger RNA. RefSeq lists its product as uncharacterized. Bases 91 to 435 code for a protein of 114 amino acids. The record is from RefSeq and is a predicted model, not a curated record. The transcript has a single exon. NCBI's taxonomy places the organism in Eukaryota, Fungi, Ascomycota, Dothideomycetes, Dothideales, Saccotheciaceae.
GAAACUUUGCUGACUUUAGUGCAUAGCGCAUGUGAACCAAUUGUUCAUUGACAAAGGGAGGGAGGACCUUGUGUCCCAGUGGCUGUCAGUAUGACCCUGCUCGGUCAGGUUCUCUUAUCUUCUUCUAGGUUUACAAGUUGUAGUGCAAGUAUCGUCAAGCUUUUACCUCGUGACGCUGACACAGGCAAUAGUUUUGUUAUGACAGGUUCGUAUUCCAAGGGGUAUGGAUGUCAGUUUGCGAGUGUUCUUGUACGCGCGAAAACAAUGUCAUGCAUACACAAAGGUCAAGCAAUCUGGCCCAGUAACGCCAUCACAAGUUGGGCGUACCAGACCCCAGCGAUUUGUGUGCGACCAAUACGGCUAUGUUGUUAUGAAAUGACAUUGAAUUAUCAUUAUGAUGAGAUCUGUAACACGGCCAUGGUCAUCAAUUGUUAAGCGUGUGCAUGACUUGACGCAGUGAAGGAGGACUCGAGAGUAAAGUACCGCAAAGGGUUGCAAUCUUGGCAUCACCAACACAGUCGUCACAUUCUUGGGAAU